Psylliodes chrysocephalus is the source of this 381-nucleotide messenger RNA. Lineage: Eukaryota; Metazoa; Arthropoda; Insecta; Coleoptera; Chrysomelidae. The record is from the annotation of a GenBank genome assembly.
AUGGCUAAAAUAAUUGAUAAACUGACGGUAUACUAUGGUUUGGCUAUUAGACGUUACUCUGAUUCCGUGAAAAAUAUGAAGAAUGCUAUCUGCGCAACUUUCUUUCACUACAGUUCAACGGACGAGAAUCCACAGCAUAAAAAAUGCCCGAGCGGAGCUGACUCGUGGUGCGAAUGGCAAAAAGCUGCAGCUGUUAAUGCAUUAGAUUCAUUCAAACACCGGUACAGUACUCUCCCCAAGGAUGUUUUGGAUAUCAUAAAGCCUAUCUAUGAAGAUCUGAGCAAAGAUUCCCUCCUGGAGCGAUGUGUCGAAGGCUUUACGCAGAACAACAAUGAGAGUUUGAACCAACUUAUUUGGAAAAUCUCACCAAAAAGCACUUAG